UUCAUAGUUUUUGCUUCCUUAUUCACCUAAAUCUCUAUUAUUAUUUAUAGUUUUUGCUUCCUUCUUACAAUAUCUUCUUCUUCCUCAAGGAUGAUGUGGGAAAUCGAUCAGCAAGAGGAAGAAUUGUUUAACCAAUCAGAAGGAAUGUUCAAACGCCAUGCGGCCCAAAAUCAAAGGGAAGAGGAUGAGAAGCGUAGACGGAGAGACGACGAAUCAAGAAUGGCAAGAGCCUCACAUUCCCCGUCGAGUCAUCCAAGUUGUGGCUCAGAUCUGCAGGCCCAACUGUGUUGUAAACAUUGAUAGAGACAUGCAACGACGAGAAAAAAAAUUAAUAAAGACGUCUGACGUAAGCUGACGUCAGACCCAUCUCGGGCUCAAGGGCCGGCACCAAUGUACGGGCCUGGCGCUCGGGCUUGCUCCAGCUCCCUCGCCAGCCAAAGCUGGCCUUGCUCCCUCGGGCGAUCCGGCCUUGUUCCACCCACUGUCCCUCCAGCAAUUCAUCCCGCUGGAGUUGCUCUUUUAGUGUGUUGGCUAUAACGUGACCGUUUGGGGUUCUUGUUACAACAAACCGAAUCAAAGAGAACGUUGUGUGAAAGUUGGGGUCGUCAUGGAUUCGUCGAUGGCUGCCGGUAAAGUGCAGGCUUCUUGUUGGAAUUUUUUAGUCAGGAAUAGCCCAAAAACAGAGAACAGCGGUAGUAGGAGUUUUGAAAAUCCUCAAGACAUUGGGAGGUGGCUAAUGCAGGUGUUGAAGGAGAAUGCUACUGCAAGGAGUGCCAUUCCAGACUUGGAAGAGAAAAAAAAUUCGUCACAUGGAAAGAGGAAAACAGUAUGCAAGCCCUUACAAAGCCCAUUUAUUUUUUGGACCCAUGGAAUGAUAGGAAUUUGGGAUCCAAUGAAAAGAUUCAAGCACCUUGCUAGCUUAGAUGCUGUGAAAUUAAGGGAGAUGCGUCCAGAUUAUAUACCGGUGAUUUUGAAGAAGGAUGCAAGGAGUGACGUUCCUGACGUUGACAUGAGGAGAUGUCAUGUCUAUGGUGGUACCCCUCUUAGGGAAUUUGUUCAUUUUCUUCGGGGGCACAUCCGCUCUAAAAAACCUAUAUUUGUCUUUUUCAAGAACACUAAGCCUCCCAACAGUGCCUUGAUGUCUGCCAUCCAUGAGGAAAACAAGGAUGAAGAUGGCUUUCUUUAUGUGACCUACAGUGGAGAAAAAAGUUACAUAAAUGAGGACAGCCGUGGUGGGAGUUUUGACUUGGGCAAAGUUCUUAUAAGCAAGAAAAUCAUCUAGAAAGCAUGCAAGCAGAACAGAACAAUCCAGAUCCGAUACCGAGAAAGCUGCUGAAAAGAGUGACAUUCCAGAGAUUCAAGAGAAGUUUGUUGCCAAUGACUUUGUGCCCCAAUUGUCUUAAUUUUUAUUGCUACAUUGGAACAAGAUGCUUCAGUUUUCACUUACGCUUUUAAUAUAUUUUCAGAAGUUUGCUAGAGAAAAGAAGGAAAAGAGCCUCUGUGGACAUAACGAGAAACGCGUUUGUGCAUUUAGACCCUUGGAAUCAGAGACCAUACAAGAUGGCUUUGUCUACCAGUCCUAGCAUGAGCGAGAACAUGAGGAAGUUAGUUGCAAAUUCUCUCUUUUGCUUUAAUUGUCUUGAUUUGUAUGCUAUUA
This is a messenger RNA of Malus domestica (apple), 1657 nucleotides long. The record is from RefSeq and is a predicted model, not a curated record. NCBI's taxonomy places the organism in Eukaryota, Viridiplantae, Streptophyta, Magnoliopsida, Rosales, Rosaceae.